AUGGACGUAUAUGUCCAGAUCACGGGUCUGGACUCAGGGAAAAUGCGCGGAGUCAAGGCGCUGCUCGAUAGCGGCUGCAGUACCUGUUGCAUCGAUACCAACUACGCACGGGCGGAGAAGUUGGAUAUUCAAGAGCUUCCACAACCUAUUGUGGCCCGUAACGCCGACAACACCGAGAACAUCAGCAGUCGGAUCACGCAUUACGUUGACCUAAGGAUGAGAAUUGGCCCUCACGUGGAGACACGCACGUUCCUUCUGACGUGUUUAGGGAAAGCUCGGAUCUUCAUUGGUCUUGAUUGGCUGACGGAACACAACCCCAAGGUGGAUUGGCAGGAACAGACCCUGAGAUUCAGCCGAUGCCCAGAGCGGUGUCACAUGAGGGGUCACGAGGAACAUCAAGCAAUGAUUGACAUGGAUGCAAUUGACCUGGACACGGGCAUGCCGGAUCUGGAAGAGGGAGAAUCGAUCCUGUUGGUCGAUUUUGGGAAGGAAGUGGAUCUGCGGCUGAAGGAAACGCCGGCGCAGAAAUUCGCAGAAGAAGCAGAGAAAGAGAAGGAGAGGAUGACCGAGGGGAAGAUUCCGGAUCAAUAUCGGGAAUUUGUCAAAGUAUUCGCCAAGGAAUCGUUUGACUCGCUACCAGACCGACGGGCAUGGGAUCACGCAAUCGAGCUCAAACCUGGUUCCAAGGCAGUGGACUGCAAGGUGUACCCGUUAUCACACAAUGAACAAGUCAAACUCGACGAAUUCUUACAAGAGAACCUGGCCAGUGGACGGAUCAGGCCAUCAAAAUCACCCAUGGCAUCAGCAUUCUUCUUUGUCAAGAAGAAGGAUGGCUCUCUACGCCCCGUCCAAGAUUAUCGGAAGCUGAAUGAGAUGACAAUCCGGAAUUGA
Molecule: messenger RNA, 891 nt
Organism: Mycena citricolor
Lineage: Eukaryota; Fungi; Basidiomycota; Agaricomycetes; Agaricales; Mycenaceae
Source: the annotation of a GenBank genome assembly